GCUUUUUUUUAUCAUUAUUUUUUUCUUUAGACAAAUUCCCAAUGCAAUGCUACUUUAGUUCAUUUCCAUGGCUGAAAACAAAAGUUGAGCGCCUCCACUCGUUACAAAAAUAAACCCUAUUAACAAAACCAGAUCACAAUCAUCACCCCUUCUCUUCUUCAAUUUCUCUCUCUUCAACCUUCAAUGCCUUCAACAAUGGCGGCUACUUCCACAAACCCUUCAUUCUCCCCUUUCCCAACCCUCUCUUCCAAAACCCCUAAACCCCAAUCCUCUAUUUACGCCCUCCCUUUUCCCUCUAACCCCAAAACGCCAUCCUCCUUCCUCCGCCGCCCUCUCCAAAUCUCCGCCUCUCAAUCCGCUAACCCAAAACCGCCAUCCGCUACCCAAACCGCUGUUCCAUCACCUCUCACCGAUGAAAACCCCCAAUCCUUCGUUUCCCGAUUUGCCCCUGAUGAACCCAGAAAAGGCUGUGAUGUCCUUGUUGAAGCGUUGGAGCGUGAAGGUGUUACCAAUGUGUUUGCUUAUCCUGGUGGUGCAUCGAUGGAGAUCCAUCAAGCUCUCACGCGCUCUAGUUCUAUCCGGAACGUCCUUCCCCGGCACGAGCAAGGUGGGGUUUUCGCCGCCGAAGGCUAUGCUCGAGCUACUGGGCGCGUGGGUGUGUGCAUUGCGACCUCUGGACCUGGUGCUACUAAUCUUGUAUCGGGGCUCGCCGAUGCGCUGCUUGAUUCUGUUCCUCUGGUUGCGAUCACUGGUCAGGUUCCUCGCCGAAUGAUUGGGACGGAUGCUUUUCAGGAGACUCCUAUUGUUGAGGUUACUCGUUCUAUCACUAAGCAUAAUUAUUUGGUUUUAGAUGUUGAGGAUAUUCCUAGAGUUGUUAAGGAAGCGUUUUAUUUAGCUAAUUCUGGUAGGCCUGGACCUGUUUUGAUUGAUAUUCCUAAAGAUAUUCAGCAACAAUUGCUUGUGCCUAAUUGGGAUCAGCCUAUUAAGCUAGGUGGGUAUGUUUCUAGGCUGCCAAAAUCGAAAUUUUCGGCGAAUGAGGAGGGACUUCUUGAGCAGAUUGUGAGGUUGAUGAGUGAGGCUAAGAAGCCUGUGUUGUAUGUGGGAGGUGGGUGUUUGAAUUCUGGUGAGGAAUUGAGGAAAUUCGUCGAAUUGACAGGGAUUCCGGUGGCUAGUACUUUGAUGGGAUUAGGAGCUUACCCUUGUAAUGAUGAAUUGUCCCUUCAUAUGUUGGGAAUGCACGGGACAGUGUACGCAAAUUAUGCUGUUGAUAAGGCGGAUUUGCUGCUUGCUUUCGGGGUUAGGUUUGAUGAUCGUGUCACAGGGAAGCUCGAGGCGUUUGCUAGUCGAGCUAAGAUUGUGCACAUUGAUAUUGAUUCUGCUGAGAUUGGGAAGAAUAAGCAGCCUCAUGUGUCGAUUUGUGCUGAUGUUAAACUGGCGUUGAAGGGUAUGAAUAAGAUCCUGGAGUUUCGAAAAGGGAAGUUGAAUUUAGAUUACUCUAGUUGGAGGGAGGAGUUGGAUGAGCAGAAGAAGAAAUUUCCAUUGAGUUUUAAGACGUUUGGGGAGGCUAUUCCUCCACAGUAUGCCAUUCAGAUGCUCGAUGAGCUAACCGAUGGUAAUGCUGUUAUAAGUACUGGUGUUGGGCAACAUCAAAUGUGGGCUGCCCAGCAUUACAAGUAUCGAAACCCUCGACAAUGGUUGACCUCAGGUGGUUUAGGAGCCAUGGGGUUUGGGCUACCAGCUGCUAUUGGAGCAGCUGUGGCUCGACCAGAGUCUGUGGUUGUCGAUAUUGAUGGGGAUGGGAGUUUCAUCAUGAAUGUGCAAGAAUUAGCUACCAUUAGGGUGGAAAAUCUACCAGUUAAGAUAAUGCUCUUAAACAAUCAACAUUUAGGUAUGGUGGUUCAAUGGGAAGACAGAUUCUACAAAGCCAAUAGAGCACAUACAUACCUUGGAAACCCUUCCAAAGCUGCUGAAAUCUUCCCCGAUAUGCUCAAAUUCGCUGAAGCCUGUGAUAUUCCUGCUGCCCGUGUUACCAAGGUGAGCGAGUUGAGGGCCGCCAUGCAGAAAAUGUUGGAUACUCCGGGGCCAUACCUGCUGGAUGUGAUUGUACCUCAUCAAGAACAUGUGCUGCCUAUGAUCCCUAGUGGUGCCGCCUUCAAGGAUACCAUUACCGAGGGUGAUGGAAGAACAUCUUAUUGAUCGCAUUAUCGAUGAUGAUGCUUAAUCUGUAUGUAUAAUAAUAUGUUUAGAGAGAUUAUGACUGUUUUUGCUUUAGGUUAGUUUGUUGUUGGCAUGCUGCUUGCUACUACUAUGAUAAACUUUUUUGUUGUUUUUGAGGUAUUACUAUGGAUGAUCAUCUUAAAUUGCUCAAUGAUUUCACAAAAGUGGUCUUUGAGCUAUGUAUGUUAUCUUGCGAAAUAGACUUCGUUCUUUUUUGUUAGUACAAGAUGAUGUUGACAAUCA
Messenger RNA from Chenopodium quinoa (quinoa), 2460 nucleotides. Its product is annotated as acetolactate synthase 1, chloroplastic-like. Gene Ontology annotation, biological process: L-valine biosynthetic process. The record is from RefSeq and is a predicted model, not a curated record. NCBI's taxonomy places the organism in Eukaryota, Viridiplantae, Streptophyta, Magnoliopsida, Caryophyllales, Amaranthaceae. Gene Ontology annotation, molecular function: acetolactate synthase activity; flavin adenine dinucleotide binding; thiamine pyrophosphate binding. The transcript has a single exon. The coding region runs from base 184 to 2196 and encodes 670 amino acids. Gene Ontology annotation, cellular component: acetolactate synthase complex.